UCAAACGAAGUCAUCCCAAACUUUAAUCUAAGUACUCAACAAUUCUUCCCCUUUCUUGGUUUUGUUUCAUUCUUAUUUUGAGAUCUGGGUUUCUGUUUGUUUCAACUAUUCGUCUCCAGAUCUCUUGAAAUAUUAAGCUUCAUUCUCUUCCACAGCUUUUCCAGGUUUCGGUUCUUCAAUACUUUCAAGAUGGAUGAAGUCGACGUUCCAUCCUAUUUUCUCUGCCCGAUCUCUCAGGAAAUCAUGAGAGAUCCAGUGACUGUAUCCUCUGGAAUAACCUACGAUCGGGAGUCCAUAGAGAGAUGGAUAUCCUCCAGCAAGAACACUAGUACGUGCCCCGUCACGAGACAACCCUUGUCUUCAGAUACGGAUCUGAUCCCAAACCACUCUCUCAGACGAUUGAUCCAAGCAUGGUGCACUCUCAAUGCUUCCAAAGGUAUCGAACGAAUCCCAACACCAAAGCUUCCAGUUGAUAAAGCCCAAAUUAUCAAACUCCUCAAUGAGGGUAACGCUCUUCAACAUCAGAUGAGAUGCCUCCAAAGUCUCAGAUCCAUUGCCAAUGAAAACGAGAGGAACCGUAGAUGUUUGGAGUCUGCAGGAGCAGUUGAGUUCUUGGCUACAAUCGUAGCCAACGAGGAUAGCUCAAGUUCCAAUGAUGAAGAAGCUCUAUACAUUCUUUAUCGUCUCCAGAUCUCAGAGGCUGGCCUCAAGAAACUUAUCAUCAGAAGAUCAAAUGGUGAAGACUUCAUUGAGACCUUGAUGAGGGUCUUGCAACAUGGGACCUACCCAUCUCGUGCUUACGCUGCAUUGCUUCUGAAAUCCAUGUUUGAGGUGUGUGAUCCCAUUUAUCUGAUGGCCUUACGAGUGGAACACUUUGCUCAGAUCGUGAAUGUUUUGCGUGACCAGAUCUCCAAACAGGCAUCUAAGGCUUCGUUACAGAUCAUGGUUGAGAUCUGUCAUUGGACUCGAAACAGGAUCAAAGCCGUGGAAGCUGGUGCAGUUUCAGUGUUGAUCGAGAUCCUCCUAGAGACGACAACAGAGAAGAGAGAUUCCGAGAUGGUGUUGGUGGUGUUGGAUCAGUUAUGUGGAUGUGCAGAAGGGAGAGCUGAAUUGUUAGGGCACGGAGCUGGAAUAGCUGUGGUGUCCAAGAAGAUACUUAGGGUUUCACAUUUGGCCACUGAAAGAGGAGUUAGGAUACUAUCUUCGAUAUCAAGGUUCUAUCCUACUUCAUUUGUUCUUCAAGAGAUGCUACAAGUUGGGGUUGUUUCCAAGUUGUGUUUGGUGCUUCAAGUGGACUGUAGCCUAAUCACCAAGGAGAAGGCCAAGGAGAUGCUUAAGUUGCAUUCUAGGGUUUGGAAGAAUUCUUCAUGUAUACCUGUCCAUCUACUUUCUUCUUAUCCAUCAUCUUAAUUAAUACAUUCACAAGGAAGGUGAAAGCAGUUAGUCUUGUGUACAUAAUUAGAUAAAAGAAA
Messenger RNA from Macadamia integrifolia, 1472 nucleotides. RefSeq names its product E3 ubiquitin-protein ligase PUB23-like. Gene Ontology annotation, biological process: protein ubiquitination. The transcript has a single exon. NCBI's taxonomy places the organism in Eukaryota, Viridiplantae, Streptophyta, Magnoliopsida, Proteales, Proteaceae. The coding region runs from base 190 to 1410 and encodes 406 amino acids. Gene Ontology annotation, molecular function: ubiquitin protein ligase activity. The record is from RefSeq and is a predicted model, not a curated record.